Medioppia subpectinata is the source of this 555-nucleotide messenger RNA. The record is from the annotation of a GenBank genome assembly. NCBI's taxonomy places the organism in Eukaryota, Metazoa, Arthropoda, Arachnida, Sarcoptiformes, Oppiidae.
AUUGACGGGCAAUCGACACGACUGGCCAGUGGUGUCCAUCGCCGACAUGAAUACGGUUAAGCCGUGCGAUCGGGUGCUAGCGGUGGGCAAUCCACGGCUCGGCCUCCAUAACGGGCUCAGCGAAGGUGUGGUCACUUUUGCCAACAUAAAGGGCACCGAAAUCAGUAAUAUCCGCGCCGACGACCCAGCGUUGCAUAAUCUGAAUUACACGCACCACACGGCACAAGUGGCCAACACUGAUGUGGGCAGCGCUUUGGUCACCACCGAUGGCCAUGUGAUCGGUUUAAAUAUGAUUAAUGUCGAUCUCGGCUAUACUAUUGCCUAUCAAUUGAAAUAUUUUGCAGGCUUAAUCAUGCAAUUGCCUACCUUUCACGGCGUUAGGCCCGCGUUUGGUGCCAUUGCCUAUUGGCUGACCGAUGAAUUGAGGGAUGAGUUGAGAAACAAAUCCAAUAUCCCUCCCAAUCAGAUACCCGUUGGAACCGGAAUUGUCAUUUGGCAUCUCAUCGAUUAUGAUAAUUAUCAAAUGUCUGUUUGGUCUCGAGAGGUAUGACAUCA